AUGUCUGUUUAUAAUGUUGCUGAAAUUAAAUACCUUUGGUUUAGAAAGGUAGUAAUCGGAACUCCAGGUGGCCGACAACAGGCCGGGACUGCAACAGGUGAAUCAGGUGUUGGGUUAAAUGUUUUACAUAAAUCAUUAUAUCAGGGGAUUAUUGUUUCCCUAGAUUUGUCUGCUAAUCGUGAAAAGCAAUCACCAUCUCAAAACGAUGCUCAGAAACUUGAAGGUUUGCUUACCGAAUCCAUUCUAUCCUACGGGAGCGGAUUUCUUGGCUUGAAGCUACAAAUCAGGAUUUGUGUCGCAAACCUCAUGAGAAUCGCAAUGGAGUCAUCACUAUUGAUCAACAAUCUUUCUCUAAAUGAUGCAGGAUUUAGUGGUGGUGAACUGCUUAUACAGUCGGAGAUGCAACAUGGUCCGGUGAAUAUGGUGGCGGGUGCCCAGAAUGUGAAUGGGGUUGCAGUUGGUGGACUUGAAGGGUAUUUGGGUAAUUCGAGGUUUUCCUAUUAG
Molecule: messenger RNA, 504 nt
Organism: Lactuca virosa
Lineage: Eukaryota; Viridiplantae; Streptophyta; Magnoliopsida; Asterales; Asteraceae
Source: the annotation of a GenBank genome assembly